CCUUGUGAGGCGGUUUAGCAGAAGUAUUGAAAGUUGUGUAGGGUGAUAGGAAGCUCAGAGCAUGAAAAAGUGCAGUCGCCUAAACCUACCGCAUGGUCGCACGACAAACUAUGCUGAAGACACUUGUCCGUUUCCACUGAACGGCUUCAGAUACUUCGCGUCCAGAGCGCACUCUGGGUUCGUUUUCAGUCGAACCGGCAGCUGAAUGGUAGACUGUUGAUUUUGACAACAUUGCCGGGACUUGACAGAGCUCCUGACGGGGAUAUGCGCCUUUGUGGACGGCGUGCUGAACCAAGAGACAGUCAACAGCAGCAACUUUGUUUCCACACUGACUAAAUCAUAUUGAAGAAGAAACUCUUAGCGCUCUCCAAGCGUUUCAGGCUGCAGCAAGUGUAGGAUUUUCGUGCGCAAUUAAAAGUUGAGACUGUUGUAGUGAGUGUGCAAGGGCACAGACCUGACUAUGGUGGAGCAGACGCACAUCAGCAACAACAGCGACGUGCUCCCAGGCGAGUCCACUGAUUCUGGGGAGAUGGACCUAGACAUGGACGCUUCCCCGACUCCCGGCUCUCCAAACUCGGCUGGGGAUAAAAUGGACAUCGCCUGGUGCAAAACCCCAUCGGGACACAUCAAGAGGCCAAUGAACGCCUUCAUGGUUUGGUCGCAGAUAGAGAGGCGCAAGAUUAUGGAACAGUCGCCGGACAUGCACAACGCGGAGAUCUCCAAGAGACUCGGCAAGCGCUGGAAACUUUUGAAAGACAGCGACAAGAUCCCCUUCAUCCGCGAGGCCGAGCGUCUGCGGCUCAAGCACAUGGCAGACUAUCCAGACUACAAAUAUCGACCUCGGAAGAAGGUGAAGUCAUCCAGCGGCAAGACUGGGGAGAAGACGGAGCGCGUGAGCGGCAGCCCCGGCGCGAAAUCUGCAUCCAGAAAGAGCUCGAAAACUCUCAGCAGGACGCACAGAAAGUCCACGGCGCUGGAGCUGACCUCCCACUCCGUCCCUGCAGACCACCACACUCUUUACAAGUCCAGAUCCGCCGCCAAACAGAUCCCCGAGAAACCAGCAAAGCGCGGGCAUGCGUUCGGGGGAUGCAGCUCCGAUAGCAGCCCGCCCUCUGUCGCCGUGCCGGCCAGCCCCACUCUGAGCAGCUCGGCGGACUCCAUUGAGUCGCCGAGCCUCUACGACGACGGGCACGCGAGCGGAAAGGAAGAUUUCAAGUACACCCGCGCGCCGUCUCCGACGCCCUCCGCUUCGCACUCGUCCUCCUCGCAGUCGUCCUCAUCGGAUGAGGAGUUCGAGGACGAGCUGGCGGACCCGAGUCCCGGCUUUGACAGCUUCAGUACCUUUGGCACCGCACCUCUGGACAGAGAUUUGGAGUUCAACUUUGAGUCAGGCUCCGGCUCGCACUUUGAGUUCCCCGACUACUGCACCCCAGAGGUGAGCGAGUUGAUAUUAGGGGACUGGCUCGAAUCGACAAUAUCAAACUUGGUGUUCACUUAUUGAGUAGAAUGAAGAAUGACUGGGGGGCUGCAGAAUCCUCCGAGAAGAGUCAGAUAACAAGUCAACGACAUGAUUCCUCGUGUUUAUCAUGCAUCAGAUACUGUGGGUUCUCAUUAUCCACUGACAAGAGUGCAGAUGAAAGUGCUUAGCUUGCUCGUUUGGUGCUGGAAGGAGGCGCGCUUUGGACGCAGACGAGGAGGGCAUUGCGCGGUGGCGAGUUCACGCUGUGCGCCCUCCUCGACUUUAAAAAGGGACGUUUUUAAACAGAAGACAAGUCUGGUCAUAUGCUUGUUUCGAUGGAGGUACUGAAUGGAGAGCACGCGAGCGAUGAUUCCCUUGCUCGCGCUUGAGGUUGUUUACCAGAAUCGUGUGUUAGACCAGCAUCGCAUGCUUUCAUUACGAUUUAAGGCUGUUGAGAAGCGUAACUGGUGUUGAUUCAUUGAAACUGAAUGGCAGCGCCAUAUGAGACGCAAAAAAAAAUAAAUAAAAAAAAUUAAAAAAAAAAGAAUACACACAAUCACCAGCUUUCCUGUCGUCAUGACAUCAGGAUUCAGACGCAACUCAGAUGAUUCGACUCUUUACACUACAGAUCAGGACCAAACUUCAUCCGAGGAGCGUUUUAUCUCUCUCUCCUUCUCUCUCUGCCUUUUACUUUUUCAUCCUUGUAACUUUUCAGCGCUGGCAUUUUUAUAUCGAUGUAUUUAUAAUGGCCAACCAUUGCUCCUUUCCUCCCCUCCGUCACUUGUGUUCUAGUCAGUCUGUUGUGUGUAUAGGCUACACAUGCACAUGACCGUCUGUCUCGCGGAAGGGCUAGACUUGUUUCGUAUUAUUUAAUUGAUGACCUCUCACAUGGAACGGAGAUUAAAUGUUUCAUUAUUUUCUGAGUGUAUUUUUGUACAAAAUCUAUCGAGGGGGUGUCAAUCGGUGAAUAUCGCUGUUUGGAUUUCCGAUUUUUUAAGCCAGGGGGUUGGGUUGUCUCCAAAAUCUGCCCCCUAAACAUGUUUACAGUGUCAAUCCACAGGCUUCUUAAAGAGACAGUAUCUGCAUUUCAACGACCAAUCGUCAUUAGCCUACGAUGCGCGCGCUGACUGAGGUUGUGUGUAGCUACAGCAGCGAUAGCUGCGAUUUAUCGCGUCCUUAUUGGGGAUACUGUACUUUUUGAAUACCAAUUUCUUUGUGCUUUUAUAGUGACACGUUUCGGUUUGAACCACUGGAUGGAAUUACAGAUACGGUCGAAAUGCCUAUAAUUCAUGAACAAUGAAGUACGUCUUCACUCCAUAAUUGUACAAGGAUAUUUAAUCUUUUCUACUUGUUGGCUAAAUGUAGCUAAUUGUUUUAGUAUAAUAUGGCAUGGCGAAUAGCAUUUUGUAUUUCUGAAUUCAGGUUUAUGUAGAGCAGUUGUGUUUAAGGCAGAGGAUCAACAUGAAGAUUUCUAUGUACAUUGAGUGUAAAAUAAGUAAAAGAUUGCGUGUCUAUGUCUGACGAUGAUUUAUCAUGACAGGAACAAGAACAUAUAUCUUUAUACAUCCCUAUGUUUAAGAGUGUUGUUCAUGACUUUUAGAAUAUAUAGAUAUGUUUUAUUGUUUCAUUUUGUGCAAUAUGCUGUGUACAAUAUUGUUUUGUCUUGCCAUACCAUAUCUCAACAUUUGAGUAGUGAACUCAAAAGCCAGCCAAUUGUGUCAAGUCACUGCCUGUCAGACCUCUGUACAGAACUUUGUCUUUUUCCAAGAAGGAAAUAAAAUCAGCUGGAACUGAA
Molecule: messenger RNA, 3254 nt
Organism: Carassius auratus (goldfish)
Lineage: Eukaryota; Metazoa; Chordata; Actinopteri; Cypriniformes; Cyprinidae
Product: transcription factor SOX-4-like
Exons: 1
Coding region: 461-1501 (346 amino acids)
Biological process (GO): camera-type eye morphogenesis; positive regulation of transcription by RNA polymerase II; negative regulation of transcription by RNA polymerase II
Cellular component (GO): nucleus
Molecular function (GO): RNA polymerase II cis-regulatory region sequence-specific DNA binding; DNA-binding transcription activator activity, RNA polymerase II-specific
Source: RefSeq, a predicted model, not a curated record